Mustela erminea (ermine) is the source of this 4045-nucleotide messenger RNA. It is a transcript of the gene SESTD1, whose product is annotated as SEC14 and spectrin domain containing 1. The transcript has 19 exons. The coding region runs from base 318 to 2372 and encodes 684 amino acids. NCBI's taxonomy places the organism in Eukaryota, Metazoa, Chordata, Mammalia, Carnivora, Mustelidae. The record is from RefSeq and is a predicted model, not a curated record.
GCUUCUCGCGCGCUCGCGGGGUCGCGCGGACGCGGGUCGGGCCGCGGGUGCGGGGAGGUCGCCGGGCCGCCCGCGCCGCCGCCCCCUGCCUGACGCACGGAGGGGCCGGGACGCGAUUUGCCGCGAGUGGCUGGAGUCGCCGCCGCCGCCGCCGUCCAGGGCCGCUCCGCCCCCCAGCCCGCCUUCCUCCCGCCUCGCCCUCCGCCUCCGUCCGCGCCUCGCUCGCGUCCCCGCGUCCUCCCCACCAACCCCGGAGGUGUCGGUCGCCCGCGCUCGCGCCAGCGCCAGCCAGAAGUGAGGACAUUUACUGGAAUAAAAUGGAGGCCUCAGUAAUACUACCCAUUCUGAAGAAAAAACUUGCAUUCCUUUCAGGAGGAAAGGACAGACGGAGUGGCCUCAUUCUGACAAUUCCAUUAUGCCUGGAACAGACAAAUAUGGACGAGCUGAGUGUUACCUUAGACUACCUACUCAGCAUUCCAAGUGAAAAGUGUAAGGCUAGAGGAUUUACCGUGAUUGUGGAUGGCAGAAAAUCACAGUGGAAUGUGGUGAAAACAGUAGUCUUAAUGCUACAGAAUGUUGUUCCAGCUGAGGUGUCCCUUGUUUGUGUAGUGAAGCCUGAUGAAUUCUGGGAUAAGAAAGUAACACAUUUUUGUUUUUGGAAAGAGAAGGAUAGACUUGGCUUUGAGGUUAUUUUAGUGUCUGCCAAUAAAUUGACUCGUUACAUAGAACCGUGCCAGUUAACAGAAGAUUUUGGCGGGAGUCUCACCUAUGAUCACAUGGACUGGUUAAAUAAGAGACUGGUUUUUGAGAAGUUUACAAAAGAAUCUACAUCAUUAUUAGAUGAACUUGCUUUGAUUAACAAUGGAAGUGAUAAAGGAAAUCAGCAAGAGAAAGAAAGGUCUGUGGAUUUAAACUUUCUUCCAUCAGUUGAUCCUGAAACAGUUCUCCAGACAGGGCAUGAAUUAUUGUCCGAAUUACAGCAGCGUCGAUUUAAUGGCUCAGAUGGAGGGGUCUCAUGGUCUCCUAUGGAUGAUGAACUGCUGGCCCAGCCACAGGUUAUGAAAUUAUUAGAUUCUCUGAGAGAACAAUAUACUCGAUACCAGGAAGUUUGUAGACAACGUAGUAAGCGUACACAGUUAGAGGAGAUUCAACAGAAGGUGAUGCAGGUUGUAAACUGGCUUGAAGGUCCUGGAUCAGAACAACUACGAGCCCAGUGGGGGAUUGGAGACUCCAUCCGAGCCUCCCAGGCCCUACAGCAGAAGCAUGAAGAGAUUGAGAGCCAGCACAGUGAAUGGUUUGCAGUGUAUGUGGAACUUAAUCAGCAAAUUGCAGCACUCUUAAAUGCUGGGGACGAGGAAGAUCUUGUGGAACUGAAGUCACUGCAGCAACAACUUAGUGAUGUUUGCUAUCGACAGGCCAGUCAACUGGAAUUUAGGCAGAAUCUCUUACAAGCAGCUCUUGAAUUUCAUGGUGUUGCCCAAGAUUUGUCUCAGCAGUUGGAUGGCUUAUUAGGGAUGUUGUGCGUAGAUGUAGCACCAGCUGAUGGAGCAUCGAUUCAGCAGACUUUAAAACUGCUUGAAGAGAAGCUGAAAAGUGUUGAUGUAGGAUUACAAGGUUUGCGUGAAAAAGGUCAAGGACUUCUGGAUCAGAUCUCCAAUCAGGCAUCCUGGGCCUAUGGAAAGGAUGUAACCAUUGAAAAUAAAGAAAAUGUGGACCACAUACAAGGAGUGAUGGAAGAUAUGCAGCUUAGGAAACAAAGAUGUGAAGACAUGGUGGAUGUGCGAAGGUUAAAGAUGCUUCAAAUGGUGCAGUUGUUUAAAUGUGAAGAAGAUGCUGCCCAGGCAGUAGAAUGGCUAAGUGAACUUCUGGAUGCCCUGCUUAAGACCCACAUCAGAUUGGGUGAUGAUGCUCAGGAAACGAAAGUUUUACUAGAAAAGCAUAGAAAAUUUGUUGAUGUUGCACAGAGCACUUAUGACUACGGCAGACAGUUGCUACAGGCCACGGUGGUGUUGUGUCAGUCUCUGCGCUGCACAUCUCGGUCAUCUGGAGACACACUUCCUCGACUGAACAGAGUAUGGAAACAAUUUACAAUAGCAUCUGAAGAGAGAGUGCAUAGGCUGGAAAUGGCUAUUGCAUUUCACUCAAAUGCUGAAAAGAUUUUGCAAGACUGUCCAGAAGAGCCUGAAGCUAUUAAUGAUGAGGAGCAAUUUGAUGAGAUUGAAGCAGUUGGGAAAUCACUUUUGGAUAGAUUAACUGUUCCUGUAGUUUAUCCUGAUGGAACUGAACAAUAUUUUGGGAGUCCAAGUGACAUGGCUUCCACUGCAGAACACAUCAGAGACAGGAUGAAACUGCGUUACUUAGAGUACAUGUGAAGGAAGUGACAGAAGUCUGUUUGAAAGCAUGAGUUCUUUGUUCAUCGUGAAUUAAUGUUGGCCCACAAAUGGAGAAAGAACCAUCAUUUGUAUAUGCCAUUGUUGGUAUAUGCCACAACUUUCCACAUUACUUUGGCUCAUCUCAGGGAAUUCUUGAAGUGUUAAUUGGGCUAGUUUUGUUUUGUUUUUUGUUUGUUCUGUUUUGGGGGAUUUUUUUUUUCUCUUGCCUACUUACUAUAUAUUUGCUCCUCUAUAAGCUCAGUACAUAACAGUUUUGACAUCUGUUCUUCACACGUCUCACCCAGCAGAGCUAAGAUGCAAAGAUGGUAACUUUAUUUCAGAUAAAAUUAACUUCAUUACCAGUCCUUAUUGGUGAACUUAUUCUGCUAAGGUGACUCAUUGAUGAUGGUGAUGAAACUGCUCAGCCUGCCCAGCGAGGAUGUUGAUGGCAGGUCUAGGCUUCAUUACUGUGUGGAAGAUUGAAUACUACUAUCACUUUGUAGGCAUUUAAAUUGGCCAGUGCUCCCGAGUGUUAACUAGUAUUAAUGUGUUGUUUCAUUACCCUGUCAGUUGAAAUGUGGGGUGUGCUAUUUAGUUUGUUGUUACUGUUGGUGGCAUACACUUAAGGUGAACAUGAUGAUUACAUUCUGAUAGUGGUGAGCUAACCAUACUCUCUGUUGUAAACCUGUUGUAACCAACAGCACGACUGUGAGAUUAGCUGAACGGAACUCACUGUAUAGUCUACAGUCAGAGAACUCAGAAUUCUCUACUGCAUUGUAAUGUUCUUCGCCAGAGAGAUUGGAUAUUGCUGUGUACUCUUCCUAUCCUGUGGUUCCUAAGAACUAAACAUGCUCUGGUUGUGAAAGUCCUCCACAUCUUGAGUUUACUGAAAAUGGCAUGGAAAACUAACAUAAGUAUCAUCAGUGACAAGAGUUAUAUGGUUGAGGUAUCUUUGGUUAAACCCCCAAAGGAAGAAUUCCCUAAUUAAGGAGAUAGGCUGGAACAUACCUAGCCAAUUAACCCAAUUAGUAGACUUAGCACUGUUAACUUUCGGUUCUGAAAAUAAAAAUCUUCAGUUAGAGGUGGAACUAUACUUCUGCUGUGGAGGGCAACAAAUACCUUGAUAAGGCAAAAUUAAGUAUUGAUUUAACAUCUGACAUUACGCAGCUUUAGUAUGUGCUAUGGAAACAUCUAUGUUUAGCUAAGAAGCAUAAGUAAUGGCAAACAUAUUAAAGAUCAUAAAAAAGCCAAAGUAAGAACUGUAGUGAAUAUAAAUGCAAUGAGUUUGGAGUUUGAAUAUCUGGCUCAAAAUCUGGCUUUGCCAUUUACUGACCCUUGUAAAAAUGGCUAAACUUCUCUGGGUCUGUAAAUAUAAUCAUAUUAAAAAAUAGCUUGAAAACUACAAUAUUAUCCAAAGUGGAAGGGAUUAUUAAUAUAAUUAUCUUCUCAGAAUAGAAAAUAGAGCGUCUUUAAUGUUGCUCUUUUCUCUGAUGACGAGCAUGGGGUCAUGAGGGAAAUGGCACUAUGCUCACCUCUCUGAGCUCCAUUUCCCUUGCAUUCAGAAUUACGUACUGGAAAUACUAAGGGUGGAGUCGAUGAGCUCAUCAGUAAGAAAUAAGACUUUUAAAUCUGACAGAUUUAACUCUUAUGGCAGGAUGAUAGACCAGCGAAAU